Lachancea thermotolerans CBS 6340 is the source of this 3324-nucleotide messenger RNA. It is a transcript of the gene IRR1, whose product is annotated as cohesin subunit IRR1. Gene Ontology annotation, molecular function: chromatin binding; protein binding. Gene Ontology annotation, biological process: sister chromatid cohesion. NCBI's taxonomy places the organism in Eukaryota, Fungi, Ascomycota, Saccharomycetes, Saccharomycetales, Saccharomycetaceae. Gene Ontology annotation, cellular component: cohesin complex; nucleus; chromatin. The coding region runs from base 1 to 3324 and encodes 1107 amino acids. The transcript has a single exon. The record is from RefSeq and is a predicted model, not a curated record.
AUGUUUACGCGUUUGAACGUAACAACAGCAUUUCUCGGGAGACGAAUUUGCAUUAAGAGAUUAGUUGCCGAAAGCAUGUCAGAGGUACGACGUUCAAUCAGAAUCCGGGACAAGUCCUCUAGAACAGAUGCUGAGGAUGAGGACGCCGACUCUCUAGGUCUGGUGCAUGCCGAUGACCGGAUCGACCUUGGAAGCGAGUCUGAAGAAGAUGAUGAUGAGGACGCGAAUGAGCGCGACGACGAAGAUUAUCAAGACACAGCUAUCAAGAAGCGAAAGAGAUCCGCUAGUGAAGCAGGAACAGAUUCUAGGCGGGGAGCAAAAAAGUCUCGACUUCCAAGCGCCAGCAGGGGCUCUAAAAGGAGUCGUGAGGCUUUCCAGCAAUUACAGCAAGACUUUGAACCAACGCAGCUUUUCCAGGCCUUAGCUGAAUCGGAGGACAUCUCUGUGGAGGAAACGGCCAACGAGUGGCUGGAUUUGUAUUCUGAAAGCAGAGAGAGGGCGCUUCAGGAGUUUAUCAAUUUUAUAUUGAACAGCUGUGGCUCCUUGGUCCAGGUUCAAGAACAUGACGUGACAUCCAACGAAACAGCGAAUGAAACGGUGGCAGAGAUUCAGCUGAUGUUUCAAAAGCAGGGUUUGCACGAGAAUCAUUUGCGAAUGAGCAAAACAAAUAAGAAACGCGCAAAAUUCAAACCGCUAUACCAAAAUUUUACUGAAUUUAUGCACAAAGUGAUGGAGCUUUCCAACGAACGUGGACUGCUUUACGAAGAAUCGCCGCGCGAAUCGGGAGAGUCCAACUCACUGAUACUCGACAUUUUGACGUGGUUAUCGUCAUUUUCUGUAAGCAAGCUGAGAUGUCUCAGACAUGCUGCUACUCUUUGCAUGUACUCUUUUCAAGAUUACCUUACAGAGUCGAGUGUGAUUCUAGAAAACAACUACUUAGUCAAGCUAAGGCGGCAAUUAAGCAUGGAACAAAAGAAGAAGAGAGCAAAUAAGAAGACAGCAGAAAAGCUAGAAAGUACUAUUGCUGAAAUCCAGGAAACGAAGAGUGCAGUCGAAAACAGCAUCGAUAACAUCAUCAAAUUAGCUUUUGUGCAUCGAUUCAAAGACGUUGACGAAGCAAUUAGGGCAGAUUCCAUUUCACAUUUAGCAACCUGGCUAGAAAACUACCCUGAAUAUUUCAUGAAAGUGACAUUUCUAAAGUACUUCGGAUGGCUUCUAUCCGAUUCCUCUGCAAUGGUGCGGCUUCAAGUCAUGAAGGUGCUUUCGGAAGUGGUGAAAUUUGACAUUAGGCGUAGUAAACACAAAGUGGGCAGCUCGGCAUUACGCCAGUUUUUUGAAAGAUUUAAGCAGCGGAUUCUUGAAAUCUGCAUCAAGGACGUGGAUAUGCAAGUUAGGCUUACAGCCAUCCAAGUCUUAACACAAAUAAAUUCGUUUGGCUACCUAGAAGACACCGAGAUAUCAAAAAUAUCAAGUUUAAUAUUUGAUUACCAGGAAAUCAACAUUGCCUCCUCCGCUAAACACGCGAAGUUUUUGGCAUCAGUUGCAAAGUUUUUUGCUACAGUACAGAAAGACAAAAUUGAUCAAGCUUUGGAAGCCCAUUCAUUUCCUAGGAAGCUGAGGGGACUAGAGCCCGAAGAUGUGGUUCGCGUCGGGUUUUUUAUGCGGUCCCUAAUUACAUCGCUAUCAGCUUACCUCAAAUACUCCCAGGAUGAUACCAGCGUUCAAGAAAGAACUCACCUUCUUUUCCAGGCCUCUGAAUUCUUACAGCCAUUCUUUGGAGAUUCCAUAAGCUCUAUGUGCAAACUACUACUAUAUGACGGCGAUCUGAGUGAGUUUGCCGAGAUAAGCGAGAAUGAUGACAGUAACGAAAAACUGCUUCUCCUUCCUGGCGAUGAAAAUAGCACAAUCCAGUUCAUGAUCGUCCUCAAUGGGCUAUGCCAUGGCGGCGUGAAUAAUAAAAGUGCGAAGAAAAGCGACGUCAUAUCCGCAGUUCUGCCUCACUUGGAGCAACUUUUUGCAACACUUCCACUGCACUCUGCGGUCAUAACGCAUCACCUCUUUGGCAUAUACAUGUUAUUCAGCUUUGAAGACUGGGGUUCUGCAGGCCUGGAAGGCGACUUCCAGAAGAUCACAGAGGUAAUCGUGAAAAAUUUCGACCGGAUGCAGUUUAGCAAUGACAAGGAUGACAUCAAACGUCUCUCUUAUGCAAAGCUGCUCCAGUUUCAUCAGCAACUCGAUCUGCCUAAUUUAAAUGAAGUGUGGAAGGAUCAAGUGGGUCAUGUUAGAAUACCUUUGCAGGUAUUUCUAGAAACGAGGGGCGACGACUUUGAGGGCCAAGGCCUCAAUGAGCUUUAUAGAACCGUUUUCGAAUCUUACGUUAACAAGCUGGUACUGCUCGGCAAGGUUGUUCCUUUGGAUUUCAGUAAAGAACUCAUGCAGCUAUUUUUUUCCAAAGUUGUUGGGAAGCUGCCGCAGGCCUUAGAGUUUCUGGAAAUGGAAACUUUAAAGAGCGUCGAUUUUAAAUUCGUGGCGCUAGUGGUCCUCUGGAAUCUUCAAAGAUGGUAUGAAAUCCUGCAGAAUACUUCAGACGCUAGUCCAAUAUCAAGAGGCGUCCUCGAUAUGGUGAUUGCCAUGGUGAAAGAGUUAAGCGCUAUUCUAGUUACUCUUGCCACAACCCAGUCUAGCACUUUGCAGGCUCGCUUGCACGUGGAAUGGAGGAUAUGUGAUGCUUUGGCUGAUAUUUUGACUGCUUUCAAAAUGUUCGAGCUUAACUUACCCGAGAAGGAUUAUGAAUGGAAGCACGUUGUGUCCCGUGAAUAUGCAGUUGCUGUUAAACGCGAUCUUGCCGAGGUUUUUCUAGAGGUUUUCCUCUACCUUGAAGGUUUGUGGGCCAAGGAGCUUGAUGUCCAGUUGGAUCGUUUUGAAAACGAAGAUGUGGAUCUAAACAACAUUUCAGAUCACACCUUUGAAGGUGCAGAGCAGGAACUGUUGGUAUACGUCGUUAAACUAAAGAGUCUUCUAAAGUUGGGGUUAAUUGAAGAUCCAGCGUUGGAAAAAAGAAUAUCUUUGAACAAAAGCAUACUGGGCCAAGAUUUCCAGUCUAUAAUUGAUGAGGACGCUUUUUCAACAGAACCAGGUCCUAAGAGAAGUCUGGCCUCCGCAAACCACGAGCGCCAAAUCUUCGAAAAUCGCGAACUUAACAGUCCUGAGGAAUUGGACCCCAUCCAGGAAUCAUCGGAUCCACCGGAGGUGCCGCGUUUGGCAGACCCGCACACCGCACAGGAAGACACAGAGCCCCAUGGAUACAGUUCUGAAUUUCUGUAG